Molecule: messenger RNA, 1906 nt
Organism: Musa acuminata subsp. malaccensis (wild Malaysian banana)
Lineage: Eukaryota; Viridiplantae; Streptophyta; Magnoliopsida; Zingiberales; Musaceae
Product: transcription factor bHLH18
Molecular function (GO): protein dimerization activity
Source: RefSeq, a predicted model, not a curated record
AGGUUGGUGUUCUCCUCUAUGAGACCCUUUGGAUGUGUAGCAUUAAUUGCCAAGAUCGAAUCCACUGACACAAAUGUUCCUCUCCUGUCUCAGAGAACAACCGGCAAUGGAAGCACCAGCUGCGGAAUGGUAUUCUGAUGCGGGAAUGGGUGGCAAUUUCUUCGACCAGUGGGACGUGAUAGAUCAGUUCACUGCACAAGAAAUUGCAGCGGCUCUCGAGCAAGACUUGCAGCGAUCCUUCUCCUCGGAGAGCUACAACUCCUUACCUGCGGACCAGCCACCGGCGAGCGCCGAAAGGCCAAAGAAGACCCUCAAGGCUGGUAGCUGGAGUUCCUGCACCACCGAGCAGAACUCGGCUCUGGUACCUAACGCCUCGUCUCCAAGCAUCCUCUCCUUCGGCAACCCGGACUCGCCGAGCGACCAGAACAACAUAUACGGGGGUCUCGUCAGGGUGGUGAAGCCGGAGAAGGAGAUGGAUGCUUUGGUGCAUCACGGAUCCAAGAGGAACUACGAAGCCACGGUUGGGCAGGGAUCCAAAGGUGUCAACACGGGGACAAGGUCAACGUAUCACAAGGAACACAUCAUCGCCGAGAGGAAGCGAAGGGAGAAGCUCAGCCAGAGAUUCAUAGCUUUAUCAGCCAUCGUUCCCGGCCUGAAGAAGAUGGACAAGGCUUCUGUUCUCGGCGAUGCUAUCAAGUAUCUGAAGCAACUCGAAGAAAAGGUGAAGAUCCUGGAAGACCAGGCCGCAAAGAGGACCGUUGAGUCUGCAGUUCUCGUCAAGAAAUCUCAGCUCUGUGCUGACGACGACAGUUCCUCCUGUGACGAGAACUUCGACGGGCAACAAUGCGGUGACAGCCUCCAAGAGAUCGAAGCCAAGAUGUCGGAGAAGGCCGUCCUCGUGAAAAUUCACUGCGAGAACCGCAAAGGAGUACUGGUGAAAGCACUCUCUGAAAUCGAGAAGCUCCACCUGUCUGUCGUCAACACCAGCGUCAUCCCUUUCGCUGGUUCCUCUCUUGAUAUAACAGUGAUGGCUCAGAUCGAAGAAGGGUUCGACAUGACAGUGACGGAUCUGGUGAAGAAGCUGAACUCUGCUUUCAGAAAGCUUACAUGAAGAAUAUAGCGGAUGGUAGCUGAGUAGAGUAGGGUGGUUCGUUCUGUCUUUUUAGAGCUCGCACUCUUGAACACAAGGGCUUAGAUACCCCCCCAACAUUGCAAAGACCACCAUUUUGGUUUCGCUUUUGUUGAUUAGGCCUCUCUCGAUCCAUGUUUUUGUGUUCUGUCUUCGCUGCAUCCUCCGUUUUGCAUGGUUGAGUUAGUCGACCAUGCUUUCAUGGGAGAAGACAUGGACAAUUCUAGUUGUUGUCUCAUCAUCUUUUUGAGGGAUCUCUGGGGUGUUUGCUUUCAGCACACUCUUCCUUCUUUCUUUCUUUCUUUCCUAAGAGGCCCUUUUUCUUCCUCUGAUGAGGUUGACUUUUGUAAACCUACUUCUUGGCUUCCUCUGCCAACUUCUUUGUUUCCAAAAGCUUCAGUGUGGAAAAAAAUGGUGAUCUUUUUAUUCUGGGGGUGUAACAAAGUCCUUGUUUAAGCAGUAUGGGUGGUCCUUUUUCUAGGAUGUCGAUUCCUAUUUGUCUGCGUCCCUUCUCUUUGUGUGUUGGUGUGUCUGAGAGAGACGACGAAGCUGUAGUUGUUGCUGCUGCUGCCGUACUUAUUUCACAAUAAUGUGUACAAUAAAAGUCCCUGUUCAUUUGGUGGCAUGUAAUGUAUGGGAGUCGAGUCAUGAGCGAGUUUUUGCUGCUGGUCAUGUCAUGUGACUUUUUUAAGAGGACACAGCAGGGAAAUUAUUGUUGCAUGAUGGCCCUGCAAGAUCUUAUCAAGAAUCUAAUGUGAAGUUGUGCUUUGAGUCGCA